AUGGCAUCUUCUAAUAGUUGUAUUAGUCGUAUUUUUUCCCCUGACAUACCGAAGCCCAGGGCACCCUACAGCCAGGCUGUAGUAGCCAAUCAGACCGUGUAUGUAUCCGGAUUGGUCGGUUUAGAUCCAAAGUCGGAGAAGUUAGCUGAUGGAGGAAUCGAAGGCGAGACAAACCAAGCCUUGAUAAACCUUGGGCACGUCUUAACAGCAGCUGGAACUGAUUAUGGAAACGUUGUGAAGGUUACCAUCUUACUGAAGGAUAUAAAGGACUGGCCGACAGUUAACAACAUCUAUGCAAAAUACUUCAUUCCGGAUCGCCUACCGGCCAGAUGUGCUUACGAGGUAUCAAACCUUCCACUUCAGGCAAAAAUUGAAAUAGAAGCAACUGCACUAACUGGAAAAGUCGUGGAAGUACCACAACUACAACGGGAAAUGAAAUGA
This is a messenger RNA of Helobdella robusta, 441 nucleotides long. RefSeq lists its product as hypothetical. The record is from RefSeq and is a predicted model, not a curated record. The coding region runs from base 1 to 441 and encodes 146 amino acids. Gene Ontology annotation, molecular function: deaminase activity. Gene Ontology annotation, cellular component: cytosol. Lineage: Eukaryota; Metazoa; Annelida; Clitellata; Rhynchobdellida; Glossiphoniidae. The transcript is spliced from 5 exons.